AAUCAAAUCGAGGAACCUUCUUCAUCUGCCAACAGUUUCUCUCGAUCUCUUGGUGCUCGAAAAAGAGCUUUCUCGGGAAUGCUACAGGAAACGAAAGGGAAGACGAACAAAGCGAUCUCUAGUAUUCGUCCGUCGUAUUUGUCGAAUUAUCAGUGUUCGCAGUGAGUGAGAGGUUGUUUUCCCGUGUAUGUGGAGAUGGAAGAUGUUGCUGGUUUACAAGAGGCAGCUGGAUCCAGAUUUAGCCACAUUGAUUUAAUCGGAAGAGGAUCUUUUGGUGAUGUCUAUAAAGCGUUUGAUAAAGACCUCAACAAAUACGUUGCCAUCAAAGUUAUCGACUUGGAAGAAUCAGAGGAUGAGAUCGAAGAUAUUCAGAAGGAAAUUUCAGUAUUGUCACAAUGUCGUUGCCCAUAUAUCACCGAGUACUAUGGUUCUUACCUUCAUCAGACAAAACUGUGGAUCAUCAUGGAAUAUAUGGCCGGUGGCUCUGUUGCUGAUCUUCUUCAGUCUGGUCAUCCGUUGGAUGAAACAUCAAUCGCUUGUAUCACACGUGAUCUGCUUCAUGCUGUUGAAUAUCUGCAUAAUGAGGGAAAAAUCCACAGAGACAUCAAAGCUGCCAAUAUAUUAUUGACAGAGAAUGGCGAUGUUAAGGUGGCAGACUUCGGUGUGUCUGCACAAUAAACUCGGACAAUAUCAAGAAGGAAGACUUUUGUAGGAACACCAUUUUGGAUGGCACCAGAAGUGAUUCAGAACUCAGAAGGAUAUAAUGAGAAGGCAGAUAUUUGGUCGCUCGGAAUUACAGUUAUCGAGAUGGCAAAAGGAGAACCUCCACUAGCUGACCUUCAUCCUAUGAGAGUGCUUUUUAUCAUUCCUCGGGAAAAUCCUCCUCAGUUAGAUGAGCAUUUUUCCCGUCCGGUGAAGGAGUUUGUUUCAUUAUGCUUGAAAAAGGUCCCUGCUGAGAGACCCAGUGCCAAAGAACUUCUUAAACACAGAUUUAUUAAGAAUGCCAGGAGAAGUCCGAAACUUCUUGAGAGGAUAAGAGAGCGGCCAAAGUACCAAGCAAAAGAGGAUGAAGAGACUUCUAGGAAUGGUCCCGAGGCUCCAGUAUCAUCUGGUACUGUUAGAGCGGCUAGAGAUGAUAGAAGCCAAGUAACUCCUGAAUCCAGUUUUCAGGGAAAAACUGUCAAAAAUGCUGGAUGGGAUUUUAGCAUUGGGGGGUCUCAGGGUGUUGGAACAGUUCGUGCUUUAAAGUCUCCUCAAGCGAGGGAGAGGAGCCAAGAAGUUCCUUCUAAUCAGACUUCUCAAAGAACAACAAGAGCUAGUGGUAAUCAAUUGACAUCCAAUUCUGGUAGUACCGAAGCCUCUGAAGGGGGUUUUGGUAAAAGACAUCAUUAUCAGAAUGACCAUGAAGAUGGCUUCCACGAAGAGGAAGAUUCAUCGCUCAGUGGAUCAGGAACUGUUGUCAUAAGAACCCCAAGAAGUUCCCAAUCAUCUUCAAUAUUCCGUGAACAAAGCUCCGCGUCUAGCGGCAGGUAUGCAUCGUAUGAUGAUGCUUCAACAAGUGGAACUGUUGUUGUCCGUGGACGACACGAUGACUCUGGAUCACCUCGAACCCCAAAAUCUAGAUUAGGGAUUCAAGAGAGAACUUCGAGUGCCUCGGAAGAUAGCAUCGCAAAUCUCGCCGAGGCAAAGGCAGCACUUGACGCAGGUUUCAGAAGGGGAAAUGCUAGAGAAAGACUUGGAAUGGGGAAGAACAGUAAUGAUGGGAAAGUUAACCGAAGAAGGGGACAGAUGACAGAAGAUUCUGAUUAUUCAAGGAAUUCCGGCGAUGAGUCUCGUAAAGAAAAAGCACUUCCAAGAUCACAACAAGCGAGUGAUGAAGAAGAUGACUCCAUAUGGGAUUCAUUGCCUGCAUCGUUGUCAGUAUUGCUUAUACCGUCCCUGAAAGAGACUCUUGGUGACUAUUCAAAAGGAUCUAUAGGACAUACAGUGUUGAGAUCCCUCGUGGCGAUGGAACGUGAAAACCCUGGUUCUUGUGAAGCUUUUGUUGCCAAACUGAUUGAACUUUUGGGAAGUUUAAAAGAAGCUUCGGUGAAGGAAGUGCAGGACAUGGCGGUCCGUGUUUUCUCCAAGACUGCACCCGCCGCAGCGGAGAACAAAAGAAAACAAGCGAACAAUGACUUAAAUUCCAACACAAAUAUUACCCCACUCGGCAGAUUCUUACUCUCAAGAUGGCUAAGCCAAUCAUCGCGUGAUCUUUAAUCUCCCACCCGGAGACAGAAGUACAGGGAUAGAAUCAUUGAUUUUUGGUAUUUAUGUGCAUAAUCUGUUUUUUAAAAAAUGUAUUUAUAAAAUUCGUUUAUUUUAUUCUAUUUAUAUGUUCUCGCAAUUUGCUCAUUAUUCAUAGUUGUGUAUAAUCAAGGGUUUGGCUUUGUUAUUGUUACCAAAAUGUAAUAUGUAUCUCCAAAACAAUUUCAUUUUAUUCUUUUA
Messenger RNA from Eutrema salsugineum, 2487 nucleotides. Its product is annotated as germinal center kinase 1. The transcript is spliced from 21 exons. Lineage: Eukaryota; Viridiplantae; Streptophyta; Magnoliopsida; Brassicales; Brassicaceae. Gene Ontology annotation, biological process: protein phosphorylation. The record is from RefSeq and is a predicted model, not a curated record. Gene Ontology annotation, molecular function: protein kinase activity; ATP binding.